GAGGCGGGGCGAGUGGACGGGCGCCGGGAGAUUCGAUCCGAAGGAAAAUAAUGCGCCCAAUCCCUGUCACAGGUUUAAAUUAUAAUUACAAGACGAUACUGCAAAUAGUUUGUUUUAGCAGCAAUAGGUUUAUGGUAAUGAGGGGAAAUAUCCUCCAGAGUUUUAUCUACAGCGACUAAACCUCCAUUUACUCCAAGGUAAGCGUCCCUCUUCGACCCGCGAAGUUAGCAAAUUGCUAAUCUACCUUGGCUAGUGUCUGCCCUAUAACUAAGAUGGAGGCGAUGGAGGUGGACUCUCCAGGGGUUCAGGGCAGCGCUGGAGCUCAGGCCGAGGCCCAGAACCCAAAUGAGCCCUAUGUGGUGUCAGACUCUGGGAGCAGCACAGAAGUGGAGGAGGAGGAGGAAGAGGAAGGGGACAGUGUGAGGAGACAGGUCCCUCCACGACUCCCCGCCACCUGGGCCUUCAGUCAGAGAGCUGCGGGCCGAACUACGCCACAGAUACGCAGGAGACUAAGACAGGGCCUGAGAGUGCACUACCCCAGUCAAACGGCUGCGCCCUCUAGAGGAUUUCCUGACUUCCUGCUCCGAGCUCCAGCUGCCAAUGCUGCAGACCCAGAGUCCAGCAGUACCACAGAAAUCAGUGACUCAGAUGAGGAGGAUGCCACCAACCAAGCUGCUCCAGCUGCCCUCUCCACUGGCCCUGAGACUGCCCAACCAGACCCCCCUGCUAGCCCCCACGUUAACGGGACAGUUCCACAGCCCGAAGCACAAGAACCAAGCACCAGUUCAGCUCCAACCAUAGAGAGCACCGAUGCUCCAACUCAAAGUGCCCAGGCAGUCCCAGAAGCUCCAGCCUCUGAUCUAUCUGCAUCACCACACAUGGAGGAGGGAGAAGGUGAUACCUGCACUAUUUGCUUUGAGCCUUGGACCACAGCCGGGGAGCACAGACCCUCUGCCCUGCGCUGUGGGCAUCUCUUCGGCUUCACUUGUAUCCAGAGGUGGAUCAAGUCAGCUGGAGUGGCUGCUAAAUGCCCCCAGUGCAACAAAAAGGCAAAGCGGUCUGACAUUGUAAAGUUGUAUGUUACAAAGCUGAGAGCACUCGACAACUCUGAACAAGAGAGUUUAAAAAGAGCGUUGGAACAUGAGCAGUCUCUCAGGAGAAAAGCUGAACUGGAGUCAGCUCAAGACAAACUCAGACUUCAGGUGGUCACCAACCAGUGUGGACAGAUGCAGAAGGAACUACAGGAGUUGAGGUCUUUAAUGUCCCAAACGGGUCGAAGCUCCAUUCCCUCUACCUCCUCCUCUUCCUCGUCGUCGUCCUCUCUGCUCCCUGGUUCAUCACAGAGAACGGAUGGAUCCAGAGUGGGCCAGUAUGGUUUCUCCAAAGCUGUGUUGAUGUCUCAGAAUGGAGGCUGUCGAGUUUUGGCCUACUGCGAACCCCUGAGCUGCCUCCUGGCCUCUCAGCCCUCUCCUCAUGCCACACUGAUCCCAGGUUGUGGGGUGAAGAAGAUGAGUGUUGUGAACAUGAAAGCGAGUCAAUACGUCCCAAUCCACAGCAAACAGAUCAGAGGCCUCUCUUUUAACAGACAGAACGACAGUCUGCUGCUGUCAGCCGCUCUGGACAACACCAUCAAACUCACCAGCCUGCUGACCAACACUGUGGUGCAGACAUAUAACGCGGGUCGACCUGUGUGGAGCUGCUGCUGGUGCCUUGACAACAGUAACUAUGUAUACGCUGGCCUCAUCAACGGCUCUGUGCUGGUCUACGACACUCGAGACACCAGCACCCACAUCCAGGAGCUACAACCUCUGCGCUCCAGGUGUCCCGUUGCUUCUCUUUGUUAUGUGCCCCGGGCAGCCUCCAGCUCAUUCCCUUGUGGUGGACUGAUCGCUGGCUCUCUAGAAGGGGGCUGUUUUUGGGAGCAGGUGAACGAAACCACCUACAGACCCCACAUCCUACCUCUGGAGACCUCUGGCUGCACUGACAUCCAGGUGGAGCCAGCGAGCAGACACUGUUUGGUCACAUACAGGCCAGGCCGCUCUAACCCUUCCCUCCGCUGCGUCCUCAUGGCCCUAAACCGAACGCCACAGCAGGACUCCAGUGAGGCUCCAGCCUGCUCCUGCUCCCCUGUGCAGACCUUCUACGCCGGGACGUCCUGUAAACUUCUCACCAAGAACUCUGUCUUUAGGAGUCCAGAGGGAUCAGGAACUCUGGUCUGUGCUGGAGAUGAGGCCUCCAACUCAACCAUGGUGUGGGAUGCUGGCAGUGGUGUUUUACUCCAGAAGCUCCCAGCCGACCUCCCUGUACUGGACAUUAGCCCUUUCUCUGUGAGUGGAGAACACUUUUUGGCGUCGCUCACAGAGAAGAUGCUCAAGUUGUACAAGUGGGAGUAAAAUGGACACAUUCCCAGACUCCAAAUUGUGGAGAAAAAACAAAUGCUGCUAAAGCUUUUGCCUUGGGUUUACGCAUUUUCAAUUCUUCAACCAGGAGCAGAGCCGCAAGAGCUGUUACAUUAAUUGCCUACAUAUUAAAGGUGCAGUAUGUAACUUUUUUAGUGUAGGGUCUGCCAACUGCUUGUCUUAGUGUGUAUGUUAUUGCUUUGCCUUGAAUAAUCCACCAUGCCAUCAUACUUAUUUAUUUUCAUAGAGACGAGCAGUUAAGUGUAAUGCUCUUUUGUGGAACUUUCCAGACAAAAGCAAUAUCAUCAACAUAGAUACAGGCAAAUGGCAGACCCACCAUCAGAACAGUUGCACAGUGUACCUUUUAAUGUGCAUAUAAAUGUAAAUAAUUCCUGCCUCAUCAAAACUUGCAGGCAACUAGUAGUUUUCCUGCUGAAAUUGUGUGUACUUGGCUAGACCAGCUGAAUGGCUAUUUAUAAUAAAACAGCUCAUGACAAUUAUCAGUCAACAAGAAUAUUUGAGAAUAUUUCAGUUUAAUUACAGUUUUAACAUUUUAUUUUAGCUGAUUAUGGUGUUACAUUUUUCACUUUGGCCUUUUCAUCAUAAAUUAGCUACCUACAAUUCAACAUUUUGAUUUGGCAUUGCUUUUUUCAGGCUUAUACUUGGCCUAAAGAGUAUAUUGGCUGGUUUACAUGUAAAAUUCUGAACCUAUCAAUAUUUGACACAUUUGAAAUUAACUGUACAUUUAGAUACUGCAUUGAUUUUAAUCCAAUUGUUUAUUCAAGGUGUGAUUUAAUGUGUUUGGAUUGCUGACUUUGUACCAACUAUAAUUUAUCCACACAUUCUGGACAUAAACAAAAAAAUAACAUCUUCUCUAAACAAAAUGUUUGUAGUGUUGAAAUUGGAGCUACACAAUAUAUCACAACCAAAUCGAAAUCAUAAUUUGAGUUUGUGAUUUGUGAUUGUGAUGUUCCUGUAGUUUAUAAUGUGCACUCUGAACAAAAUGCCAGUUUCAAACAUAAACCGCAAUACUUAAAAUAAAAAAGUUUCCAAGGAUUGUUAUUAAUUGCAUCAUUAUAUUGUCUGUAGUUUAACAUCAUGUAAUAAUCUUACAAUGAGCUACUGCAGUCCAGCUUUGACUCUGUUAAAAAAAAAUACUGUAUUUUGACUUGGAUAAUUUUGCAAACAAAUGUCACAUGGAAAACUACUUUAACUGAUGUAUUUUAUUUUAUUAAUAGAUUUUAACUGCCACAAAACUAUAUAUAUUUCUGGUAUAUACUUUCAGCUUUGCUCCUGGUUGAAAGCCAAGUGCCAAACGACUGCUGCCGAUGUAACCACUUCCUGGUUUCGGUGGAAGUUGUGUGUAAAUAUAUGUGUUUUAUAUAGACAUGUUUGUGUACAACUUAAAUGUUAAUAAAAGUAUGUGUUAUUUUUA
Messenger RNA from Boleophthalmus pectinirostris (great blue-spotted mudskipper), 3834 nucleotides. RefSeq names its product ring finger and WD repeat domain 3 (gene rfwd3). Gene Ontology annotation, cellular component: nucleus; site of double-strand break. Gene Ontology annotation, biological process: interstrand cross-link repair; double-strand break repair via homologous recombination; protein ubiquitination. Gene Ontology annotation, molecular function: ubiquitin protein ligase activity; protein binding. The record is from RefSeq and is a predicted model, not a curated record. Lineage: Eukaryota; Metazoa; Chordata; Actinopteri; Gobiiformes; Gobiidae. The transcript is spliced from 13 exons. The coding region runs from base 273 to 2393 and encodes 706 amino acids.